AUGCCUCCUAAAAAGCCUAAAUAAAUUGAUCCUCAAUUAUAAUAGGUAUUUAUUUAAGUAGUAAAAUAUAGGAACAAUUUGAGAAAUGGAAAGAGAGUGAUGAGUUUAGAGUUUGGAAUGAACUUAAAAUAAUCUCGAAAUCACUUGACACUAAUAUUUCUGAAACAACCAAAGAUUUAACUGGAAAUUGGCAAGUAAAAUUCAUGUAUAUAAAGAUAUAUCACAAUAAAUUGUUUGAAUUAUGCUAAGUAUUUAAGUGCAAACCCAAAUUUAAAUACAUUGAUCAUAUUCAUAUUAGAAGUGCAUUCUUUGCUUAAGAAGACAUUGAAAUAAAUAAAUAAAUAAUAAAACAAUAUAUAGAUGGGAUAUAUUGUUCUGUAGAAAAGUUAGAUAAAGAUCGUGGAAACCAUGUAAAAUAAGCUUUUGCAAAAAUAUACAGAAGUAAUUUAAAGAAAUUUAUAUUAUUUUAGCAUUGGAGGAUCAUAAAUUUUUAGAGAUGAGUGCAGAAAAUUAUUAAGCAGAAAGAAAAAACUUAUAAACUUUAUUAAAUGAGUUUUCUAAAAAAUUACCUAUUUUAAUUAAGAUUAGUCAUAAACUUAUAGAAGAACGUUUGAUGUAAGUAACAGCAGCAUUGAGAGCACUCUUAGAAAUUAAUAAGAAAUUAAUGUUUUUUGAUUUGAGAAAUACUACAUAACGAGAUCGGAUGAUAAGAGAUUUUAUAAUGAAAGCAGAUAUUGAAUAAUAUUGCAUUUGUUUAUAAGAAUGUUAAAGAAUCUUGCUUGAAUCAUAAGCAAUAAAAGCAAAUCCUAAUGUUAAGCUUAUUUUUAACAAAUUAGGUUAUUAAAAUUGGUAAGCUAUAUUUAUAUGUAUAAAUUUAGGUAAGAUAAUAAAAUAGAGUCUUUUUAUCUGAAACCAUUACUUGAAGCAUUUGAAAAAAUGAGAAGGAAUUUAUUAUGUUUGAUGUUAAAAGGAAUAAAUUAUUAUAAAGCACCUUUAAUGGAUAAUCAAGUAUAUUUAUAUAAGAUUAUAGUAAUUUGUAAUUGAUAUAAAUGAAGUCAUAAAAGCANUUUAUAAAAAAUAUAAUAAUAUUUUAUAAUAUAUAUUUAAUGCCUCCUAAAAAGCCUAAAUAAAUUGAUCCUCAAUUAUAAUAGGUAUUUAUUUAAGUAGUAAAAUAUAGGAACAAUUUGAGAAAUGGAAAGAGAGUGAUGAGUUUAGAGUUUGGAAUGAACUUAAAAUAAUCUCGAAAUCACUUGACACUAAUAUUUCUGAAACAACCAAAGAUUUAACUGGAAAUUGGCAAGUAAAAUUCAUGUAUAUAAAGAUAUAUCACAAUAAAUUGUUUGAAUUAUGCUAAGUAUUUAAGUGCAAACCCAAAUUUAAAUACAUUGAUCAUAUUCAUAUUAGAAGUGCAUUCUUUGCUUAAGAAGACAUUGAAAUAAAUAAAUAAAUAAUAAAACAAUAUAUAGAUGGGAUAUAUUGUUCUGUAGAAAAGUUAGAUAAAGAUCGUGGAAACCAUGUAAAAUAAGCUUUUGCAAAAAUAUACAGAAGUAAUUUAAAGAAAUUUAUAUUAUUUUAGCAUUGGAGGAUCAUAAAUUUUUAGAGAUGAGUGCAGAAAAUUAUUAAGCAGAAAGAAAAAACUUAUAAACUUUAUUAAAUGAGUUUUCUAAAAAAUUACCUAUUUUAAUUAAGAUUAGUCAUAAACUUAUAGAAGAACGUUUGAUGUAAGUAACAGCAGCAUUGAGAGCACUCUUAGAAAUUAAUAAGAAAUUAAUGUUUUUUGAUUUGAGAAAUACUACAUAACGAGAUCGGAUGAUAAGAGAUUUUAUAAUGAAAGCAGAUAUUGAAUAAUAUUGCAUUUGUUUAUAAGAAUGUUAAAGAAUCUUGCUUGAAUCAUAAGCAAUAAAAGCAAAUCCUAAUGUUAAGCUUAUUUUUAACAAAUUAGGUUAUUAAAAUUGGUAAGCUAUAUUUAUAUGUAUAAAUUUAGGUAAGAUAAUAAAAUAGAGUCUUUUUAUCUGAAACCAUUACUUGAAGCAUUUGAAAAAAUGAGAAGGAAUUUAUUAUGUUUGAUGUUAAAAGGAAUAAAUUAUUAUAAAGCACCUUUAAUGGAUAAUCAAGUAUAUUUAUAUAAGAUUAUAGUAAUUUGUAAUUGAUAUAAAUGAAGUCAUAAAAGCAGAAUUAAUAAGUGAACAUUUACUAGGAUCUCCAUUAAAAAGAGACUAAAUCAAUUUUGUAUAUAAAGUAUUAAGCGUAAUAUUUCAUGCAAAUCCUUAAGCAAGAGAGUUUUUGUAAAAGAAAGAUGAGAAUUGUAUAAAGGGUAGCAUUCCAAAAUUAAUUGUCUAUCACACAAUAUUAUAUAUGAGAGCUUGGCGAGAUAGAAAAAAAGAAGAUGAUUUAAAGUAGUAGAAAUAAUAAGAAUAAUCAGAGUUUUUUAAAUAAACUUAACUUUAAUAUUCAUAAUUAUAAAGUACAUCAGAUGAAAAUUUGGCUAAUGCUUAAUAAAGUGUUUAUAUUUCUCCAGAAAGAAAAAGAUAAUUAGAAGAGGAAUAAAAAAGAAAAGAAGAGGAAUAAAAAUUGGCAGAAGAAACAGCUAGAGAAAAAGAACAAUAAUCAUUGAUGGAAAAAUAUGGAAGAUAUUGGUUAUGGGAAUUUUAUUGUACUUAAGAAAAUAGAUAAAUAUUUGAAGAUUGUGUAGAAAGAGUUCGGCAUAUUAAUAAAGCAGUAUAAUAAGAUAUUGAAGACGAAAUCAUUAAAGAAGGUAUGAUACCAAAGUAUAUAACAUAUUAUUAAAAUCUUUAUUAGGAUUCGAAGUAGAUAAUUACAAUAAAAUGAUCCAAGUUUAUUAUUUAAUGAAUUAAGAAAGAAAGAUUAUGAUAAUCAAUAUGUUUUAAUGAGAAGACCUCCAGAAUUAUGGAAUUAUCCAAAGGUAAUUGAAGAAGAACAUUAAUUCAGAGCAAUAGCUGAUCCUAAAAAAUGUUAUAUAGAUUAAAGAAUAGAAAAUUUAGAAGAGAGAAUUAAUUAAUUAGCAAAUCAUCUUUAAACAUAAAAACCAUAAACAUGGAGAGAAUUAAUAGAAAGAGUUGUUGAUGCAUUAAAAGAAACUUACAUUUAAGAACCCACUUAAAUUGAUGAAUAAUGA
Paramecium sonneborni is the source of this 3136-nucleotide messenger RNA. Lineage: Eukaryota; Ciliophora; Oligohymenophorea; Peniculida; Parameciidae. The record is from the annotation of a GenBank genome assembly.